Danaus plexippus (monarch butterfly) is the source of this 3507-nucleotide messenger RNA. RefSeq lists its product as uncharacterized. Gene Ontology annotation, molecular function: DNA binding; protein binding. The record is from RefSeq and is a predicted model, not a curated record. The transcript has 3 exons. Bases 1 to 1794 code for a protein of 597 amino acids. NCBI's taxonomy places the organism in Eukaryota, Metazoa, Arthropoda, Insecta, Lepidoptera, Nymphalidae. Gene Ontology annotation, cellular component: nucleus. Gene Ontology annotation, biological process: regulation of transcription by RNA polymerase II.
AUGCGAGUGCACACUACCACAGAGCUGCUCGUGCGCACGCACACAGAGGUACAAGCCCUCCUCAGCUGCAAUUCAGGUGAGGGGUACGGAGGUCCGCGGCCGCUAGUUGCCAGCAACAGUCACCGUCAGGCGCUCAGCAGAGCAACCCGCCCCCACAGGGCGCACUGUCGCGAAUUAAAACAACCCCCGACUGUGCUACGAACUUUUUAUAGUGCCAAUGCGUUUGAAAUUCUGUUGCUUUCAAUAAAUAUCAUCACAAUUGUAUCUGGAUAUUAUCUAUUAAAAAUUGAAUCGCAAUUCAAAAAGAUGGGGAGCAGUGAAGGCCAGCAAACUUUUUGUUUGAAAUGGAAUCACCAUAAAACAAAUCUGGUAGAAAUAUUGGAAGCUUUAAUAAAAGUUGAAACAUACGUCGACUGCACUUUAGUCGUCGAUGAUCAAGUUACGUUUAAAGCACACAGAGUUGUGCUCGCCGCUAACUCUCCAUAUUUUCAAUCGAUCCUAGCUGAUGUGCCUAUGGAUCAUUGUAGCAUACUUUUCCCCGGAGUCAAGGAUUUUGAAAUGAGAGCCCUUCUCGAAUACAUGUACACGGGUGAAGUCAAUGUCACACAAGCGCAUAUACCACGAAUCAUGAAAGUGGCUGAACAACUUGAAGUCAAAGGUUUGUUUGAUAUGACGGAGCUGAGACGCCGCCCUGGAAGCAGCGAACGUACCCCCGCUGCCUCCCCACCACGAGUAGUACCGGCUGCUCCCUCUAGUGUUUCUCCUCCUGCACCAAAUAAUCGCUGGCCACCACCGCCUACAGCUCCAGUACUUUCGGCUGCAUACGACUCUGCUGAUAUGAAUCCAUUAAAACGCAAAAAGUUAUCAAGUAUGCUAGCCACUCGUGAUACCCCAAUUUUAAGAAAUGUUCUAGCACAGACAACUCCUGUAGAUUCCUCGCAACCUAUGUCUCUUGUCUGCCAUCCUGUUAGUCAGCUUGAGUCAACACGUUUGCAUUCAAACGGAUCAGCUCAUGAAUUAGAUCGGUCUGUAAGCCCUCAAAGACCUUUCGACUACAGGCCUCGUCGGUUGUCGUCUAGGGCGUCAUCUCCUCAUUAUAAUCGCUCAGAUCGUUCAGAAGAUGCUCAUUCACCUUACACAGAGCGAUCUUUUGAGGAAGAUAAUCAACGUACUUUCCACCCUUCUCCCCCACCAGCUAAUUUCCAACAAGACGUGCGAGCUGGGCUAGCGCCAUAUGUACCACCGCAACAAAAACCGGAAUGGAAACGAUAUAAGCAAUACACGCGAUCAGACAUUAUGUCUGCUAUAGAAUGUGUGAGGAAUGGCAUGAGCGCUUUACAGGCAUCGCGUAAAUAUGGCGUGCCCUCACGUACUCUAUACGACAAGGUAAAAAAACUUGGUAUUACAACAAGUCGUCCCAUGAGCCGUGGAGUUAAAAGGGAAUCGAAUGGAGCUGCUUUCCCUUACGGUUUAAGCGGCACUGGUGGUAAUGAUGAUGUAACACCUACUACUCCGCUCAUCGACCCGUCCUUCCUACAACAAGCAUUAGAAGGCGCUACAAGAGACGGGGGGCGCGAAGCUUUACAUGCUAUGGCCUUAGCUGCAGCAGCACAUGCAGCACUGACUCCUCGAACCCCACCACGCUCAGCGCCACAAUCACCAAGAACUCCACCACCUGACGAUGACCAUGUCGAGGACUUGUCAGUCGCGCGCAGACGCGAUCCAGACCCUCCAUCCGGCGUCAUUGUCCCGCCACGUAAUUUUGCUCUAGAUUGCAAUAGCGAAAGGGAUUAAAAACUCUACGCUAAAGUAAAAUAUUCAAAAAGACUGACUUAGGCGUACAAAAUUAGAAGUAAGGCACUAGUGUGUAGGCUACUGGUAGUCGCGCCGUGCGCGCACGCCACGCUGACGGGGCGCUCCGGCCGGGCGAUUGCAAUUGGCCCCGCGGCCACAUAUCUUCUACCUCUCAUCUUCUCUAUUUAUUUCCAGGCGCUAUUUAUACCUAAUAACGAAAUCAAAUUUCCGUUAGACGGUUUGGCGGUGUCUUUUGUGAUUUGUGUUUUGUUUAUUUUCUCCUUUUUAUGUUUUAUAACUUUACGUCUCUGUUAAAUAAAUAGUUUAUAGGUUAGCUUUAAUUAGAAUGUAAAAUGUCCUAGUUGGAGCGGUAACCGUGUAGGGCCGGGGGUCAGUGUGUUCACGCGCGCCUCGGAAAGGUCCGUUUAGACGAGUUAUUGUGCAAUUUGUUGUCCGCGACUGUGAUGUUUAUAGACUGAUACGCCGCCAUUACCUCACGCUCCAUACAGUUGGUUUCUAGUCCGCAACACCGCAUGUUGCAGUCCUCUUUAAAGUCAAUAAUUGCUGUUACUCUGGAGUAUUUUUGUUAUCAAAUAGAAGAGCGUCACCCAUGUGAAGCUCAUAUAACUUUGUAUGGCAAUGUAUUUAUAAUCUUUAGAUGUUUACGUGAUAAAAUAAAUAAAGUAAUUGUUUGCUUUUGCCAUAAUUGUUCGUUGUUAACAACUGACUAUGUAGACGUAUAUUUACUACUGAUUGAUUUUGCACGAGCACGACAGUUUUACUUAGAUUUAAGGAGGGCUUUAUAACACUUAGUCGGUGUGGAUGCUCAAUCUUUAUAAUAAUAGAACCAUAUAAUUAAAUUGGCAAGAAUAUGAAGUCGCGUUUGUUUAAAUAUGUACGUAAUAUUAUUAAGUUAUUUUAUAACUAUAAAAACAUUUUAAUGUUUUUAAUAUAGUUCUUUUAUCUAAAUACAUUAAUAGAGAAACUCUUGCAGGAUAUAUGUAUAACCUACCUCUACUAUUUAUUAAUGAAAUAAAAUCAAAGCAAUCUGUUGUACCUCUAUUAACAUGUUAACUGGUGUAUAAACUAUAAUUAUAUCAUAUUAUUUAAGUGAAUUAUGUUACAUGAAUACUUAUUAUUUUGUAAUUAUUAAAAGACUGAUUUGUUACUUUAGUCUAGUUUGAAAAUGCCAUAGAUACUUUAUCGUAUUCGCAUAUAUAAUGUUGGAUUGAAACUUUACGAGGGUUUUGUGUGAACACUAUUGAGUGUUAUUUGUGCCUUGUUUGUUGAAAUAGAGACGUUUUUGCGGACAUUCCAGUAGUUACGCGUGUUCUUUAGUAUUUUAUAAAACACUACACGUAGUCUUAAUUUAAAAUUAAUCAAGCUUUUAUUGCUGUGUUCAAAAUAUCUGUGUCCGGAACACUUUCAUGCGUGUGAAUUAUUUAAUAUAAGUACUAUACCUCACAAUUUGUUUAGUUGAAGACGUUAUGUGAUUAUAUCAUAAAUACCUACUUUUGUGCCUAUAAAUAAUGUUAAGUACAAUGUUAUGCACUAGAAUCGUUUAAGUUGUGACGCGUGUCGUAUGUAGUUGGCUAUAUAUGUAUAAAUGUAGAAUAAAUACGAGUUUGUUUUCUCGUACCUAAAUAUUAUAGUAAGAACUAUAUUUACAGAUAAUAUAAUGUUAUAAAUAUAAAUUAAACGUUUAAUAUCAUA